AUGCCGCUGUCCUUGUCCAUAAAAGCCCUGGAGCUGACCUUCAUCUUCACGGACGGGGAGGAUGAGGAGCUGAAGAAGCAAGCACGAAACGUCAUCAACACCAACUGCUCAGCCGCCCACAGCCGCCAGGCCCUGUCCUGCAAGAUGGCCGUGGAGUACGACAAGUUCAUUGAGUCCGGCAGAAAGUGGUUCUGCCAUGUGGACGAUGACAACUACGUGAACGUGCGGACGCUGGUGAAGCUGCUCUCCAGCUACCCUCACACGCAGGACAUCUACAUCGGGAAGCCCAGCCUGGACCGGCCCAUCCAGGCUACGGAGAGGAUCAGCGAGAACAAGAUGCACCCUGUGCAUUUCUGGUUUGCCACGGGCGGAGCGGGGUUUUGUAUCAGCCGGGGGCUGGCACUGAAGAUGAGCCCGUGGGCCAGCGGGGGCCACUUCAUGAGCACAGCGGAGAAGAUCCGCCUGCCCGACGACUGCACCAUCGGCUACAUCAUCGAGUCUGUGCUGGGGGUGAAGCUCAUCCGGAGCAACCUCUUCCACUCGCACCUGGAGAACCUCCACCAGGUGCCCAAGACGGAGAUCCACAAACAGGUGACACUAAGCUACGGCAUGUUUGAAAACAAGCGCAACUCCAUCCACAUGAAAGGAGCCUUCUCUGUCGAGGAGGACCCAUCCAGGUUUCGCUCUGUGCACUGCCUGCUGUACCCUGACACGCCGUGGUGCCCCGCCAAUGUGGUUUACUAGGAGACGCGUGUCCCCUCCAACCUCGUCCCGAAUUUCCCCGGUAUCCGACGGGUGCGC
Molecule: messenger RNA, 801 nt
Organism: Pygoscelis adeliae (Adelie penguin)
Lineage: Eukaryota; Metazoa; Chordata; Aves; Sphenisciformes; Spheniscidae
Gene: LFNG
Product: LFNG O-fucosylpeptide 3-beta-N-acetylglucosaminyltransferase
Exons: 8
Coding region: 1-744 (247 amino acids)
Biological process (GO): regulation of Notch signaling pathway
Cellular component (GO): membrane
Molecular function (GO): O-fucosylpeptide 3-beta-N-acetylglucosaminyltransferase activity
Source: RefSeq, a predicted model, not a curated record